Messenger RNA from Myotis daubentonii (Daubenton's bat), 3333 nucleotides. RefSeq names its product coilin (gene COIL). Lineage: Eukaryota; Metazoa; Chordata; Mammalia; Chiroptera; Vespertilionidae. The record is from RefSeq and is a predicted model, not a curated record. Gene Ontology annotation, biological process: spliceosomal snRNP assembly. Gene Ontology annotation, molecular function: U1 snRNA binding; U2 snRNA binding. Gene Ontology annotation, cellular component: Cajal body.
GGCGUGUCUCGGCUUCCGUAGAGCAUCGAGCAAGAUGGCAGCCUCCGAGACUGUUAGGCUACGGCUUCGAUUUGAUUACCCGCCGCCAGCCACCCCGCUCUGCAUGGACUUCUGGCUUCUGGUCGACUUGAACAGAUGCCGGGUAGUCACGGAUCUCAUUAGUCUCAUCCGCCAGCGCUUCGGCUUCAGUUCCGGGGCCCUCCUCAGCCUCUACUUGGAGGGGGGGCUCUUGCCCCACGGCGAGAGCGCGCGCCUGGUCCGAGACAACGAUUGCCUCAGAGUUAAAUUAGAAGAACGAGAAGUCACUGAGAAUCCUGUAGUAGUCAGUAAUGGUGAUAGUACUCAUUUCUUACCUAGAAAAGCAAAGAAGCGGUCAUUUAAGUUGGAGGAGGAUGAAGAAACUGAUUACAGAAAUUCAAAGAAGCAUUGGAAGAGGCGAGAGAACAACAACGAGAACACUUCGGAUCCAGAACCAAAAGCUGUCACAGAUCAGCGUGGGAGGGGAAGAAACAAGAGGAAACACAAAGCUACACUUGAUGUAGUAGAUGAGGAUGACAAAGAGACCAAAAGAAAAUCACCAAAGAAGAAGGAGAAACGUGCAUAUAGAAAACAGACGAAGAAUCCCAAGUCUUCUAAAGCACAGACAGUGAAAGAGUGGACUGUCCAGAAGUGUAGUCCUCCCAAAGGUUCUGCUCGAAACAGCCUUGUGAAAGCCAAGAGGAAAGGUGGCGUGGACGUCCAUGCAAACGAUAGUCCCAGUUCCUCCUCAGAGUCUGAGUCUUGUCAUGAUUCAGCCAGCGAACAUUUGAGCAAUGUCAUCUUGGAGGUCAGAAAGUCCUCAGAGAAAGUGUCAACUGCAUUAUCAAAGGAAGGGCCCUCUAUAAACACAACUGCAAACAAAGUAGCUACAAAAAUUGCCUUUAACUCUGCCCCCAUUGAGGACAAGACAACCAGAGCCUCAGACUCCAGUUCAGACUCCAGUUCAGAUUCAGAUGACCAAAGCGAGGCGUCAAAGAGUUCCCUGGAGAAGACUGCGGGGCCCUUAAAGCCAGCAGGCCUGUUUGCAGGCAGAGGUCGUCCAGGUCUGGGGCCUUCAUCACAGACUCUAAAUGCUACUGGAUGGAGGAACUCUGACUCAAAUGGUGGCAGGCAGACUCCUCCUGGCCCUCCCAACGUGACUCUCCCUACCAGUUUGGGAAGAGGUUGGGGUAGAGGAGAGGACCUUCUUUCUUGGAAGGGAGUUAGGGGUCGGGGCACACGGGGGAGAGGUCGAGGACGAGGACUUGCUGUUCCCCUUGUUUUAAAUAGAGACGCUGAAUAUGAGAAGCAGCAGCAUUUAAAUGAAACAGUAACAAACUCAUCUACUAUUAUCCAGAAUCCAGUACGGACACCCAAGAAGGACUACAGUCUGUUACCACUUUUAGCAGCUGCCCCCCAAAUUGGAGAAAAGAUUGCAUUUAAGCUUUUGGAACUAACACCUGAUUAUUCUCCUGAUGUCUCUGACUACAAGGAAGGAAAAAUAUUGAGCCACAAUCCAGAGACCCAGCAAGUAGAUAUAGAAAUCCUUUCAUCCACACCUGUUUCACCCAUAAAAGAACCUGGGAAAUUUGAUUUAGUUUAUCACAACGAAAAUGGAUCUGAGGUUGUGGAGUACGCUGUGACACAGGAGAGAAAGAUCACUGUUUUUUGGAGACAGUUGAUUGAUCCAAGACUGAUUGUUGAAUCUUCGAGUAACAACACAUCAAGCACAGAGCUUGCCUAAGACCUCUCCACCUUGUAGUGUAUAAAUGUCUUGUUUGUGAAAGUGACUAUAACCUGAACUUUUAAAAAAAAGAUUUGAAAUUUGUAUGCAGUUUUCUGCAUAGGACAGAAUAUCUACCUCAUCAUUGAAAAUAACAUGAGUGUGUUGCUUUCUAGUCUUUUUUUUUUUUUCAGGUUUAAUUUUAGUAACAAAUUUUUUAAAAAAUGACAUUCCCUGUAGGCAUUGUUACAUACCAGUAUGUAUUGUUUCUUCUCUUUUUUAUUUUAUUUUUUGACCAUCAAGUAGCCAUUGUCAGAAGCAGUUUAUAAUAUCAAGUAUAAGAAAGUGCUGCACAUCUUGUCUCAGUAAGUUUUAUUAAGUAACAUUUUAAAACAUGAACGCAUGUUACUUGACCUAAUUUUUUACAUUUGAGUUGUUCUAUUAAAUGUGGAACCUCUUACAAAUUUCAAGUAUUUUAUCCUUGUAAUUGUCAAGAAUUAACAAGUAGUUGGGUUUGUUGCAAGCAGUUAAGAAAUCCUUUCACAUUUUUCUCAACUUUAAAGUGGAGGAUUCCUAGAGCCCCAUCUAGAGCAGGAAAAUAAGACCUGCUGUCUGUGCCUGGAGAAGAGCUCCUGUGUCAGCUGGGUGAGAGGAUUUACUCUGGGACCAGACCGGGAAUUCGUUAUCUUGCUGCCAGAUCCCGGCACCUGGCUGCAUGUGCUGGAGUGAGGAUCUUGAACAGAAACUUCCUUUCCUAUUGCUGUUCCACACAAAGCUGAAAAUGACUAAAUAUCUACUGUGAAAAUUGCUUUCUUUUCAUGAAAGAUCAGAUCCCUCCUUCAGCUUUGCAGAUUUUUAAAUAAAACCACAUUGAACUAAAUGUCCAUGCUGAGUCAUCACAUCUAGUGGAGUAUUGCAAAUCUCGCCUUGUUUGUUUUUUACAACAAUGCAAGAGGUUAACUUUAACCUGGAACAAGAAGGGUUGCCUUGAGUGAAGAGUCCGGUGUUGCAAAGUUUGGUCAAACAGAGUCUGCUAUAUCUGGGAGCUAUCGGACCAGUGAAGCUGCUGUCCAAUUUUAAUAUAUAUGGCAUUGAUGUGCAUCAAAAUGUGGUUACUGAUUUGUGAUAAGUGUUACUCCAGAAUGAUGGGAUCUUGGCACUGGGGUUCUUGUGUAGCAUACUUUCCAGAGUUUGGGAAACAAGAUUACUAGUAAACGCCAAAAGGUACAUGAACAAAUGCCCUGGUUGCGGGCUCGAUCCCCAAUGUGGGGUGUGCAGGAGACAGCCAAUCGAUGAUUCUCUCUUAUUGAUGUUUCUCUCUCUCCCUCUGGAGGAAGAGGUGAAAUCAAUAAAAAUAUAUUUGAUAAUAAUAAUGCACGUGAAGCAUUUAGCACAGGACCUGGCAUGUAGUAAGUGCUUGAUGAGAUCUUAUCAUUUAUUUAUCUUCCUAUUAUGUGACUUGCCCAACAUCCUACUCCAAAUUUUCGGCAGAACUUGCAUCCCCUUAAUUUAUUUUCAUCUGUUAGAAAUUACUAAUGUCAUAUUUUGUAUUAGAGCUGCUGUGUUUAGACUUUUUAAAAUUGUAUUUAUUU